UUUUGUUUAAAUCGUAUUUCCUUGCUUCUUUAAGAAUUGUAUUGGGGAAUCUACACAUUGUUUUACUUUACGAACUUAUAAUUGUCAUUACAAUGGGGAAAACUAAAGGACCAAACAAGAAACGCGGUCAAAAAACUAAAAAAUCACCCAAAUUUAAUAAAAAUAAAAAAGUAAAUCAGGGAUUUUCCCAGUCUACAAGUACUGGAGCAAAUCAUGGAUCUCAAGAAAAGGAUUCGCAUGACAAUGCAGCAGACUCAGAUGAGGAAUUUGCCAAUGACACUCGUAAAAUGGUUGCUCAACAGAACAGGAAGAAGAAAAAAUCUGGUGGAUUCCAGGCUAUGGGCCUAUCGCAUGCAGUUUUCAAAGGUAUCACAAGAACAGGAUAUAAGAUACCAACUCCUAUACAAAGAAAAACAAUUCCACUUAUACUAGAGGGUAAGGAUGUGGUUGCUAUGGCAAGAACAGGGAGUGGAAAGACAGCUGCUUUCCUUCUGCCAAUGUUUGAGAAACUAAAACAACACAGCGCAAAAUCUGGAGCCCGUGCCAUUAUCAUGUCUCCUACGAGAGAGCUGGCUCUGCAGACUCUUAAAUUUACAAAAGAGUUGGGGAGAUUUUCUGGUCUACGUGCAGCUGUAAUACUUGGUGGUGAUAGAAUGGAAGACCAAUUCACUGCUCUGCAUGAGAACCCUGACAUUAUCAUAGCAACACCAGGUCGAUUCAUGCAUGUAGUAGUUGAGAUGGACCUUAAACUACAUGAGGUUGAGUACAUAGUCUUUGAUGAGGCAGAUAGGUUAUUUGAAAUGGGUUUCCAAGAACAGUUGAAAGAGAUAAUAGCUAGGUUGCCAGAAUCUCGCCAGACUUUACUGUUCUCUGCUACCCUUCCUAAACUUAUGGUAGAGUUUGCAAGGGCUGGACUACACAAUCCCACCCUCAUUAGGCUGGAUGUUGACACAAAACUGAGUGAACAACUAAAAAUGUCCUUUUUGCAAUGUCGGAAUGAUGAUAAAGCAUCUGCCCUUCUUUACCUAUUGAAGAAUGUCCUGAAACCAAAACAGCAGACUGUAGUCUUUGUGGCCACAAAGCAUCACGUAGAGUACCUCCAGGCCUUACUUGAAGCAUCUGAUAUAAAGUGCUCAUACACAUACAGUUCACUGGACCAGACUGCGAGAAAAAUAAAUGUUGCAAAAUUCACAAAUAAGAAGACAUCAGUGAUGUUAGUUACAGAUCUUGCUGCUAGAGGAAUAGAUAUCCCCAUGUUAGAUUGUGUCAUCAAUUAUAACUUUCCUGCAAAACCUAAGCUAUUUGUUCAUAGAGUCGGUCGUGUUGCAAGAGCUGGCCAGUCUGGUAUAGCCUACUCACUUGUCUCUAUAGAUGAACUGGCCUAUGUGAUAGACCUACAUCUGUUUUUAGGCAGGCCAAUGAAAGUCACUACACCCGCAAAACCACUGAAAGAUGAAGAUGGAGUCUAUGGGAUGAUGCCACAGGUGACACUUGAUGAACACCAAGAGAAGAUUACUCAGAUAACCAGCACAUCAGUAGAUCUGAAAAACCUAAAGCAAGUGUCAGAGAAUGGUUACAAACAGUACUUGAGAUCCCGACCAGCAGCUGCCUCAGAGUCCAUCAAACGCACAAAGGAAAUGCAAGCUUUAGCACUUGGUCAGCACCCUAUGUUUGGUUCAAAUGUCCUUGAGGAUGCCAGAUCUGACUUGCUACACAAGAUGAAAUCAUACAAACCAAAUACUACAAUAUUUGAAAUCAACUCAACCACAAAAAGUACAGCCUUGUCUGUCAUGCAGACAAAGCGGAGGAAACACACCAAUGUGAUUGGUCGAAAUGCACUGAAGGUAUCAGACAGAGAAGCAAAGUUCUUAGAGGCUGUUCCUGAUGGGACAACAUGUACCUCCAGUGUGCUGGAUGAUGCUGAUAUUGAGGGUGCAUUCUCCAACAUUGUGGCCCCUAAGAGAUACAACAAUGAUGGGGACAGUAGUACUCAGCCACCACACAAAAAGAAGAAGCAACAACUAGGAAAAGAUGAGGAAUAUUAUAUAUCUUAUAAACCAAAAGAUUAUCAGUCUGAGAAGGGGCUGACUGUUGGAGCAUCUUUUGAACAACAAGCCAUGGGUGCAGUACUUGACUUCACUGGUGAUGAUGAUAAAACUAAUCGAAAGAUCAGUGGCCAAAAGAAAUGGGACCGUAAGAAAAAGAAAUUUGUGAGUGUAGAUAGUGGUAACCCCAAGGGAAAGAGGAAAGUGAAAACAGAGAGCGGUCAAUGGAUCAACGCAUCAUAUAAAACUGACAUUUACAAGGAUUGGUUGAACAAAAACAAGGUGGAAGAACAGGAAGAGGACAGUGACACAGAAACGCAGAAACAUGUCAAUCCUAACAGACUUUCUGUAGUUGGCUUUAAGAAAAGAGGUUUCCAUACAAAGGGCUCCAAGAAGCCAGGGGAGGGCAGUGGACCAGCCAAGGGAGGCUUCAGAAAUGCCAGAUCAGAACUGAAAUCUAAAGACCAGAUAUUGAAAUCAAGACGUGAGCAUGCAAAGAAAGAGAACUUUCAGAAACAUAGACAGUUAAUAAAUCAAAAACGAAGGGGAAAAAAUAUGGCGGGGAAAGCUGGCAAGAAAGGAAAGAAAGGACGAAAAUGAUGCACAUGUUAAAGCUAAACCAAAUAAACUUAUUAUU
Molecule: messenger RNA, 2682 nt
Organism: Owenia fusiformis
Lineage: Eukaryota; Metazoa; Annelida; Polychaeta; Sabellida; Oweniidae
Source: the annotation of a GenBank genome assembly